Messenger RNA from Cavenderia fasciculata, 1065 nucleotides. RefSeq lists its product as uncharacterized. Bases 1 to 1065 code for a protein of 354 amino acids. Lineage: Eukaryota; Evosea; Eumycetozoa; Acytosteliales; Cavenderiaceae. The transcript has 2 exons. The record is from RefSeq and is a predicted model, not a curated record.
AUGAAUCAAACUAAAAUAAUCGAUACUAUUAUUAAGCAUGUAUUCAAAGAUUACUUUGAUGAAAAUGGUGGAGGAAUAGAGAACCCUCGUAAUAGAUGGAUCGUCCAUUUGGUCUUGGUAUCAAAGGAUUGGUUUAGAGGUGUAUCGCAAUGUAUUGAUAGAGUGGUCAUUCAUAGUAAUACAUCGAUCAAACAAGUUGAACAACUUGAACGAUCGUUCAAAGGACAGUCACGACCAUACUCUAUCUUUGGAUCACAUGCUCUCAAACAUGUACAGUUUGAGAGUUUAGACAGACCACGUCAAAUCGAUCAACAUGCAACUCAGUUCUAUCAAACAUUGGCUAGUAUAUUCACAAAUUCAUUUGACUGGUCAAAGAAUAAUAUACAGUCAUUAUUGUUUAUAGAUUCUGACAAUCUAUUGAAUCAAUUGGUUAAUGUUGGCUCAGUGGCUGCAACGUUGGAGAAUAGUACUAUUAACAAGUUGGUAGUGUCAUCAUCUGCAACACCAGUAUUGGAUGUAGAAUGGUUGGCAAGACUCGUUGAACAAUGCAACCGAUUAGAGACCAUGUAUUUUAGAGACGAUGAGAUUAGUAAACAUUUGACAUUACUAUCAAUCGAGUCGUGUCAGCCAGUGUGUAGCGCACAGUUGUUUACAUCAUUACUACAAUGCAAGAAAUUAGAGAUAUUAAAGGUAUCAGGUGGAUCAUUGACAGACGAUACAGUAGUAGAGUCACUUGUACAAGUCGUCUCUUCUAUCCCAUCACUCUAUUAUCUUUCAGUUGCCGACAAUGGAUUGCAGGAAUGCGAACAACAUCUAGCCAAUGCAUUAUCUGUAUCGUCGUCUAAUAUUCGAGAAUUAGAUAUAUCUGGCAACCGAUUCAACGGUGAUCACCUGUUACCAACCAUCUCUAAAAGUGACCGUCUCUGCUCACUCACUCUCAACUCUGAUGAAUUCACACCCAAUGCAAACCAACUACUCCAACUACACCUCAAACAUUCCAUUCUACUGUCUUCCUUUACCGAUUGUAAACGUCGUCAAAUAGACUUUUCUUCAUUCUUUAAAUAA